AUGUUAAGAGCACUGUUUGGCUACGAAAAACACUUUCAGAUGGUUGACGAUGUAUACAAGGGGAGGAGUGGAAGUGAGGAGAAAUUGUCUAAACUCAUAACAUACUUGAAGUCGAGGACAUCCACCAUACCAAGCACACUCGACUACCUGAAGAUAAGGGCAGGAGAGGAGGUAUACAGCACACACAGACUGAAAACUGGAUCGAAAGUCCUAAGACUAAUUAUCGAUCAGUUGAGAGGAGUUUCGAUCUGCUAUGAGUCUCGGAUAAUAAGGAUAUUUGUUGGGGUGAUUCGGGAGAUCCUGCAGCUGAAAAGAAAAGGGGAUUUCGAGUAUUCGGACCAUCAGGAGUUUCUGGAUGUGUUUACGUAUUUCUUUAAGACAGUACCGAUCCGAGCAUACGAGAGUGAGAGGUACAUCCGAAAGAUUCUUUUUAUUGCUACCCAGGCAGCGAAGGAUGUUAAAAAUUCCGAUGGAAUAGCAGAAGGUCUGUCCUUGGAUGAUGAAGCGGAAUACAAUGAAAAGAAUGUACUCGAAACUACCAAUGUCUGGAAAGAUGAGGGGAGGCAGGCAGGGGACUUUAGGAUGCAUGGAGAUGAACAAGGAGGGGAGAUAUCAAAUGCUAGGUUUGAGUAUUUCUUCCUGGAGAUUAUACACACACUUAUGGGGAUGGAGGACAUUCUGAGGAUCGACUAUGAUGAGAAGUACAAAUGGCUUGUAGGAUCUCUCAUGAAGCAUGGAGAAGUGAACAGUUCCAAGAGAAUGGAGAUAUUUAAGGCUGUGGCAGGAAAGGCAAAUAUCAUUAGUGGAAAUAGCCUCAUCUACUAUGUACUGAAGAAUGCAAGUUGGAUGGGGAAGUCCUGUGUGGGAACCCUGACGGAAUAUCUUGGGCCUGAUCUUUAUCCACAGAUAAUUCUUCAGGCCAAUAUGAACAUUUUGGAAAGAGGAAAAAGGGUGCAUAGAGACAAGAAGAUUGGAAGAAGCAAGGCAGUUGGAGAAUGCGAGUUUCUUGUUAGAGAAGCACUAGGUGUUUUGAAUGAAUAUGAAGUGCUGCACUUGAAUCAGAAGGAAAUAGUGGUAAGCUUUUUCAGCAUCCUUGAGAUGUUCUUUUCUAGGGACGAUAGUAAACUUCCAUUCAUUAUUCCUUACGUAAGAAAGUAUUUUGAGAAAUGUAAGCCGAUAUCCGAUGUAUUUUACAGGUUCCUUAAGAAGAUUCUUCAGGACAAAGAAGUUAGCGGGUACACAGAAGACCUCAGGACCACGAUAUUUGAUGAAAUCCAAAGGUAUUUUGUUGUUCAUUCCGAUUGGAUUCCCAAUCCAAAAUUUAUGACGCUCCUCCUGGGAGCGGGAACGGGGGAAUCUGCGGGAUUUUGCUGCAAGAUAUUGUAUCUAGCCAAAGAUUACUUUAUGGGCCGAGCUCUCAAGCCUUUUGUAAAGGAAAGAGUAAUGAGGAGACUCCGUGUGCUCUUCUGUGAAACGGAAAACAGAGACAUACAGUAUCUUCUAAUGGAUCUUGUUGGAGAUGGAGUCUCGAAAGAUAGCCACUACAAGAUUUUGUGUCUCUUCGGGGCUAAGAAGAUUCUGAACGAGGAACUUGUUAAGGAAAUGUACAAGGGCCGGUACUUAAAUGUUUCCGAGGUGCUAUUUGGUGAGUUUGGCUGUGAAGCAUUAGAGCCUUAUGAUUUGGACACCGAAAAGAGAAUGGAAGAGAUAGAGAGCGAGAAAAAGAAAGCCCAAGACUGUGAACUCGAUGUGAAGUUUAGAAGACACACCCGAAUAGCAUUAGUUGAUUACGAAAAGCAUUUCCGAUGA
This is a messenger RNA of Encephalitozoon intestinalis ATCC 50506, 1809 nucleotides long. RefSeq lists its product as uncharacterized. The transcript has a single exon. The record is from RefSeq and is a predicted model, not a curated record. Bases 1 to 1809 code for a protein of 602 amino acids. NCBI's taxonomy places the organism in Eukaryota, Fungi, Microsporidia, Unikaryonidae.